Molecule: messenger RNA, 2550 nt
Organism: Phyllopteryx taeniolatus (common seadragon)
Lineage: Eukaryota; Metazoa; Chordata; Actinopteri; Syngnathiformes; Syngnathidae
Gene: kctd7
Product: potassium channel tetramerization domain containing 7
Exons: 4
Coding region: 15-1061 (348 amino acids)
Biological process (GO): protein homooligomerization
Molecular function (GO): protein binding
Source: RefSeq, a predicted model, not a curated record
AUGCUCGGCAGCGGAUGCAGCAGAAUGGUGCGAGCAGCUCCAACGGCUCCGAAGGCGGCGGUGGUGGGGAGCGGCAGUCUCCGUCCCGCAGCCCCCUGCUGCCGGCGGCGGCGACGACUCGGGUGAGACGCUUCAUCCAGGAGCGGCGAACGCUGCCGCUGCCCAAAGUUAUGGUGGUGUUUUCGGCCGCGGGCGACGCCGAUAAGUCCAGCGAUGCCAUGGCCGCCGCUGCCGCCGACGACGACUCACAGAAGCCGGUGGCGACCGGCGUCAACCGGGGCAAGCCUUCCCGCUGCCCGCUGAACGCCGGGCAGGAGCAGGAGUUUCCCGAGGUGAUCUCUCUGAAUGUGGGGGGCUCCCACUUCACCACCCGCCUGUCCACGCUGCGCCGCUACGAGGACACCAUGCUGUCUGCCAUGUUCAGCGGGCGCCACCACAUCCCGCGCGACGCAGACGGCCGCUUCUUCAUCGACCGGGACGGUGCCUACUUUGGGGACAUCCUGAACUUCUUGCGCGAGGGCGAGCUGCCCCACCGUGAGCGAGUGAGGGCGGUGCACCGCGAGGCGCAGUACUACUCCAUCGCACCCCUGCUGGAGCGCCUGGAGGACACGCAGCCGCUCACCGGAGAGAAAGUGCGACAGGCCUUCCUCGACCUGCUGCCCUACUACAAAGACAAUCUGGAGCGCAUCGUGGAGAUCGCCAAGCUGCGCGCCACGCAGAAGAAGGCGCGCUUCGCCAAGCUGAAGGUGUGCGUGUACAAGGAGGAGAUGCCCAUCACGCCGUACGAGCGCCCGCUCUUCAACUCGCUGCGCUUCGAGCGCGCCGACGGCAGCGGCGGCGGCGAGGCCAAGCUCUUCGAGCACCACUGCGAGGUGGACGUCUCGUUCGGGCCGUGGGAGGCGGUGGCCGACGUCUACGACCUGCUGCACUGCAUCGUGGGCGACCUGUCCGAGCGCGGCAUCUCGGCCGAGCAGCAGUGCAUCGGCGUGUGCGACAAGCACCUCAUCAACCACUACUACUGCAAGAGGCCCAUCUACGAGUUCAAGAUCACGUGGUGGUGAAGGCGGACUUUGAAGUGGACUUCAACGCGGCGCACUUUGGAGUUUUGUAUCCAAAUUGCCUCUUUUGUUGUGUGCUUUUUCACUAACGGCAACUUACAUUUCAGAGCACGUAAUUGGAGUAGAAUGGAACUUCAAAGCCAAAUAAUGCCGGACUUAAAACUUUUCGUUGACAUUAAUGCGAUAUUCACUGAGAUCAGGGUACACACAUACUGAUAAUCGGGCCCAGCAUUUCAGCAUUGAGUAUUUCCCCACUCUUCUGAUCAAAGUCAGCAAAGGUGAGAAUGUCGGAUGGGUCUGAAAGAUUAUCCUGAGGGAUGGUGUAGGGUGUGUUGAGAGAGAAUGUUUUUCCCCACCCUGACAAUCAAAGGCAGAAAAGGCCCAAUUGUCAGCUGUCACUAAAAGAUUAUCCUUAGCAGUGGCUCACUUGCAUGAGACCAGACCGCCCCCUCAAAACAGGCUAAUUUCAGCGAGAUUACAAAAACAAGUGUACCGUAAUGCCUUGAUUCUUAGGGCACUUUAAAGCGUGAUUUGGGAUUAGUUUUAAAUUGUGCAAAAAGAAAAUGCAUACGUCUCCUAAAACUAAAUCUGCUUAGGUAUGUCCAUGGCUACAUUUUCCCAUAUAUAUAUAUAUAUAUAUAUAUAUAAAUAUUUAAAAAAAAAAUUUAAAAAUUCACCAUUUCUGGACUUGAUGAAUUGAAAUUUCAGCACUGCCCCCUGAGAAGGUUUCCGGUGGUACUGCUACAAUUAGUCCAUUACUAAUCUUCCAAUAGAGGGAAAUACAACGUGGGCAAUACUCCCCCAUUCCUGGAGUAAGUAUGUAUGGCCAUUUGAAUACGGUACAUAUUUAAUUGUGCAACAAUUUAUUCUGUUCUACAUGAUUUUCAAUGUGAUCGGACGUGGUCACUCGGAAUGUUCUAAACUCCUGUUUCCGCACCAGCUCCGUAUGCAUAUAACUCAAUUUCCCAUCAUGAACUUCUUUAAACAGCAAACUUGCCUCAAAUGAUUCCAGAUACGAUUAAUCAACCAUGGAUUUAACAUUGACGAUGAAUGAGCGGAUCGUGAUGCCAUCCCUGCUACUACAACUUCACUCUUCUUAUUUAAAGUAUUCCUCUCUGCAUUCCACUCUUUUUUUAAAUUUAUAAUAUCGUACAUGCAAAAGUUGUGAAGUAGGGCUAAUGCUAAGCUAACAGGGCCUUCAGCGUCCUCGUACUUGAUGACGUCUGAGCACCUUGUGAUUGUAGCCGAGAUCGACGUCGUAUAUCUUUUGUACCUCAAUGCUAUGAAGUAUUAAUGUUCACUUUUUUUUUUUUUAUUGUCGUGGUCAUAGCAAUACUUGUGUUCUUCAUUAUACUGUAUCACCUUAUUACCUAAAAUAUCUGUUGGCUUCUAGGAAGCUGUAGUCCUCAAGUUUUUUUGUUUUUUUUGUUGCUUUGUAUUGUACUAUUUUAUGACUGACACAAAUUAUACUAAAAUAUAUAUAAGAAUCACU